Messenger RNA from Alternaria rosae, 1089 nucleotides. RefSeq lists its product as uncharacterized. Bases 1 to 1089 code for a protein of 362 amino acids. The transcript is spliced from 4 exons. Lineage: Eukaryota; Fungi; Ascomycota; Dothideomycetes; Pleosporales; Pleosporaceae. The record is from RefSeq and is a predicted model, not a curated record.
AUGUUGCCCACAGAUCCGUUGACGAAGACGGAUAUCUUUCAGUUCGAUAUUGUUACUGAACAGCUGGCUGCUAACUUCUUUCUCGUCGCUUUUGCUGCUACACUUGUUGCGUUGCGGUUCGUCGCAAGACGACUUCGCGAAACCAAAGUAUGGUGGGAUGAUGUUGCAGCAGUGGCUUCGCUGGUCUUCACUGUCGGUAUGCUCGCGAUGCACAUCACCUACGCGAACCACGGAAUGCGGUACCACGUCGCCGAACUACCCCUUGCCAACGUAACCUUCAUAGCCAAGCAACUCGUCGCCUACCAAGCUGUAUACUACGCCGCCAUGUCCAGCGUCAAGCUAUCGUACCUCUGGUUCUACCUGCGCAUCUUCCCCCAGGAGGCCUUUCGCAAAUGGGUCUGGAUAUGCAUGGGCCUCGUUGGUGGCUACUGGCUCGGUAGCAUGCUCCAGAUCUUCCUCAUCUGCACGCCUUUCGAGAUGAACUGGAACCCUACGAUCCCUGGUGGACACUGCGCGAGUUACAACGUCGCGUUCGUUACGAUUGGUAUCUUUAACAUGCUUACGGAUUUGAUCAUCAUGUUUCUGCCUAUACCGUUCAUCAGGCAACUGCAGAUGGCUAUUGGUACGAAGCUUGGAUUGGUGGCAAUCUUUGGGAUAGGUCUCUUUGUCACCGCCAUAACCAUAAUUCGCAUCAACGUCCUGCUCCACGUCGACUUUACCGACCUCUCCUACUCCAUGCACGAUGCGGCUUUCUGGUCAGUUGCCGAGCCCGCUAUCGCCAUCAUAAAUUGCUGUAUCGCGACGCUCCGGCCGUUGCUCAAACUCAUAUCCCCUGCCCGGCUAUGGGCUUCGAACAAAGCCAGCACCUCGGACCAUAUGGGCUACUCGGGAGGCAUUGGUUCAGGGAAUAAGUUGAGGAAUAAGAUUGGGAUUGAGCAUGAUGAGUACCCGCUGACUCGGGUGGAAGACGGUGUGACGAAUACAGUGAUUAUGUCUGGGAACCGCGGGGGCUCGCUAGGUGGAAAAUGUGACGCUGAUAGUGAAAAGAGUGGGAGGGAUGUAUCGACCGCGAAUAGUGUAUCGAAUUAA